UCUGAUAAAAAAUAGGGGGAGUUGAAACUUACUCAGAUUUGAUUGGUACUUACUUAAGCUCCUACUUCGACUUCGCCGUUCGCCACUUAUCUUCAAUGGCACAAUACCUCACCAAUGUCCCCAUUCAAGGACAAAUAUCUCUUGAUCCACAGAGCAUUCUCUUCCUCUGCAAUCAGCUCGCGGAGACAAAGACAGAGGUAAAUCUCUCGGACAAAGAACUUUCAAAGAAGCUCAGGCCCGCUUAUGCUGCUCCAUUCUCCAAAUUCGAGCAUCAGAACGAUGCGAAGCUCGUCGCAAUCGCUUUACUAAAAAACGUCUUGUCUCCUGUCCGUCGAGUACCUCCGGAAAUCCUCUCUGAAAUCUUCGAAUGGUAUUGUUUUUCCGAGAAGAAGGAUGUCACCGGAUGGCGCCACGAUAUCGUUGCGUGCUAUGUUCCUACUCUGGUCAGAGUUUGUGUAGUUUGGCGAAACACGGCUCAUGGCACUCCUCGAAUAUGGUCUAAAUUUUGCCUCGAUUCUAUCAGGCAUCACAGAGUGUUUGAACAUGCUUCGCAUGGCUGUUGGAUCGGGGGUUGGCUUUCUCGAAGUCGAGGGGUUCCUUUGGACAUAUCCCUCAACUUCCGCGACCACAGUUUCUCAUUGGAGAAAAUUUUGACCUUCCACCGCAAGAUACGCUCGCUCAGUAUAGGGGGGUAUUUGGGAACAUGGGAAGGUCUCUUCCGAAGGCAUAUGCAACGCGCCGGCUCUACCACUCUCCUUCCCGAGUUAGAGCAUUUGUUCAUACUGGACGAGAUGAAGAGGCCCGAGGGUCGCGACACCUUCUAUCACUCUGCCGGUUCCCCGACUGAAACAAUCACGAUAUUUUGUAAAGCAUCGAAGCUUCGAACAGUCAAAAUCAAGGAACCACGGUAUGACUAUUCUGUGCUUCAGCAUGUGCAGCUACCAGCUGCACAACUGACAUCGUUGGACAUUUCGGUUUUUCGUUGUGAUGGAGGCGGAAGGUUCGAUCCAAAAGUAUACGCCGAGUUUCUCAAUCAAUGCAGCAAUCUUGUCAAUCUCCAAUUUCAUCCAUCAAUUCUUUUCGACCCGUCAUUAUCUCUACAUUUUCCUGCACUUCGGAAGCUUGUCAUCACCUGCGCUGGGUAUCAAGAAAAUGCUACCAAGGUUGACUUGCUUCACUGUCUUACAACACCCCUCUUACAUGAUUUGACCAUUCAAUGUGGUUGGCCAACCGUAACUCACAUACGGAUGAUCAUCGAAAAUUUACUCAGGUUAAAGGCCCGCUCUGAAAUUGUGCUGUCGUCUCUGACCCUGGUAAAUUUUUGGGAUGGUAGAUGUCGAACUGCGCAGACAACAGCGAUGAUUGUGGAUCUUUUGGCACACUUUCCUACGAUCCAGUCAUUUGUAAUCCUUGACCUCAAAGCCGAUGUCAGCGAUCUCUUUCAAGCUAUGACCUUCGGCGCCCAAGAUCAUUUGCAGCUUCUUCCUCAUCUCACAGAUCUCCAAGUCAAGUGGGACCACCAGGCUUAUAGGCAGUACCCGGUCGCUCUGAACGUUAUGAUCAAAUCACGGUGCUGGGCAGGAAGCGAACGAGACCUCACCGACGAUCGACAUGAAUUCUGUCGAUCCUCCGAGCAGUGGAGAUUGAAAAGGGUCGUUAUGCGAGGUUUUCCUGAAUUCCAGAGGGAGAUCCAGCCAAUAAGAGAUAUCUCUGGCUUAGAUUUGAACUACAUGAAUUGGUGGGAAGAUUGAGUAGGUGGUUUCCUCCAACGCGAUAUACUCAUUUUUUGGGAGGAUAGGAUAGGAUAGGAUAUAAAUUAUACUGGCGAGGUCCGAUUCCCGAACGGCCAGUUUAGGGAGUACACGCUAUAUUCUUGCGUUUAUUACUGCUGGCGAAUCUUUACCUCAAAAAAUCGUUAUGUGAACAUACCUUAGAUUAUGGUUAACAUUCAAGCUCUCGUUGUGUACGAGUAUCUGAUGAUUUUAUUGUACAUUUUGUCGUCAAUUAAUCUAUCUGUGCAUUAGUCUCAGAAUGUUGCAGCGCCGCUGAUGUUCCUUGCC
Molecule: messenger RNA, 2060 nt
Organism: Lentinula edodes (shiitake mushroom)
Lineage: Eukaryota; Fungi; Basidiomycota; Agaricomycetes; Agaricales; Omphalotaceae
Exons: 1
Coding region: 96-1751 (551 amino acids)
Source: RefSeq, a predicted model, not a curated record